Molecule: messenger RNA, 10303 nt
Organism: Neodiprion fabricii
Lineage: Eukaryota; Metazoa; Arthropoda; Insecta; Hymenoptera; Diprionidae
Gene: Sptz
Product: zinc finger FYVE domain-containing protein 26
Exons: 13
Coding region: 659-8566 (2635 amino acids)
Biological process (GO): regulation of cytokinesis; double-strand break repair via homologous recombination; mitotic cytokinesis
Cellular component (GO): midbody; centrosome; lysosomal membrane
Molecular function (GO): phosphatidylinositol-3-phosphate binding; metal ion binding
Source: RefSeq, a predicted model, not a curated record
AUGAUGUAUCUAAGUAUUCGAUUCACAACAAUAACAAAGUAUUGUCCUAUCAUCGGAUAGACAGAGUUUCAGUAUCAGGAUCGAUUAGCAGGAGCCUUUUCUUUAGAUGCUAUUGAGUCUCAGAAGCGCAGAAAACACUUCCGUUUGGAAAUAACAUUCAAUUUUCCACGGUUUUCGGUCGUAACUUUCAAACCAUUCCACAAAAAACUCGUAAACAAUUGCCAAUCGUCGAACUCCGGCCGGUUUCACACUGAUCAAAUUUCUCAUUAUCUCAUUGUUAAUUACGGUUUAAUCGGGGGGGUAUUAAUUGUUAUAGUGUCAUUGCAAGAGAGUUUUUCGAUCGCGAACAAUCGGCCGGCUUGAAACUAAAGAUAGGAGAGUUUAAUUCUUUAAACUAUGCCCCGCGUUGCGAAAGAUAAUUUGAAUGUACCAAAACCACGUGGCUACGCAACACCUCCAGACUAGAAAUGAAACUGACUGUUGAUAACAAAUGACAAUCGGUUGAUCAACGUGAUUCAUAAGAGUACAAAGUGCGAUUUUGACGUUCACCAUAACACGAAGAUUAGAACGCGAAAUGAUCCUAUUGAUUCGGGUGAAAAGAGUAAAAUUCUAAAUAUUGGGAUCGAGUAACUGACUGAUCAAGUGAACCUUCACAGAUAUGAAGGGAAAUGCAGGGCUGAUUGAAAUAAAUAAAUGUGUAGCUUCGAGGUUAUGGUACACAUCUUGGACUACUUUGAUUGCUGAAAUUGACAGUCGAACGGAUCGCUUCACUCAGGACGAAAUCCUGCACCUAGUUUCGCUCCUUGAAUCAGAUCCGAAUGUCCAGAAUAACUACGAAGAUUGUUGGAUCAUUUGGAAAAUAUCGGAGCUUCUACGAGCAAAUAAUGAAGCAGCAAAACCAAAACACAUUGAAUUUCUUCUGGCGGUAAAGUUCUUAACUGAAGCUGCACCCAGCGAAGUAGAGAAGGAGCUCCUCGAUCUCUUCAAACUUGUAUUGGAUUCAAAAAAGGUAAAAGAAAAAGUCGGCAAACUUUCCAACCAAAGCAGAAAAUUGUUAGAAGAAAAUCUGAGAACAUGUCCUCCGCUUGCCUGCUUCGUUGUACAAAGUUUGCUGUGUGUUUGGUCACCAUUCUUCAACGAAAGCGACGUCGAGUUACAAAAUUUGUACAUUAAUGGCCUUAAAAAAUAUCUCAACGCUGAUCAAACUGUACCAAGGAAAUCGUCAUCGGGUUAUUUGGAAGUCAAGGCAAAGCCCUUACUGUCUUCCAAUGACAGAAAACUUGACGAUCAGUCAGUUGGAACUUUGCUAAGCAUUCUCUCAAAGCUUCAACUCACAGAAGAUAAUAAUGAUCAACUCAUGACCUGGCUCUUUCCCUCUCUGUUUGCAAAGUGCGAUAACCGGGACGUCGAACUUGCACUUUACACCAGGAGAAGCAGCGAGUACUUAAAAGAGUGGUUCGUCUUUAUUAACGAAAUAUUAAAGCGUUCCGAGUCGGCAGAUUCCAUUGAAAAUGCUUUGGGAAUUAGCAACGCCAUAUUCAAUUUCACCAACGCCGGAGAUGUUCGACUCAAUUUCAGAGAAUUGGUGUACAGAACGAUCAAGCAGUCACGCCAUUGGCUGCUCGACAUUCUGGAUAUUUGCUACACCCUGUUGGCUGCUGGCUACAUUGACAAGGUGUCAAUGUUAUUGUCGGCCCCAAAUUUAGAAGGACUGUGGCUGGCAGUAUUUUUUAAAGUACUGAGCAAUUUGCCCUGUGCCUCGAGGGUACCUGUCGAAGCAGACGAGCGAGUCAGUUUGAACUUCUGCAAGGGACUGAGAUUCGUUUUGGAAAAAUGUCAACUGUAUUUUGGGGAGGAUAAAAUUUGGAGAGAGUUGAAAACUGUUGCGAUAAGUCAGCUGAACGUCGUUGAGUGGGUUUUAAAUAAUAAGAAAACAGUAUUGGAGAAAGAAUUCGGAUACGAGUUGAAAAAAGAUUUGACAAUGAAAAACGUGUUUUCACUUCUUCUCGACAACGGAAUCUUAUUCACUCUAAACUCAAUGACUGACUUGCACGAAGGGAACUCUGAGGAAAUUCAACAACUCCUUAAAAACUCCCCAUGUUCGGAGGCCACCUUUAAAGCAUACUACGCGAUGUUGUGCGCCUUGAGAGCCAUUCUACUCUCCGAUUCCUAUUCUUUCAAGGCUCAAAGUGUCGGAGACCGUCUGGCAGCAAUGCGGAACACGCUGAAGAACCUUUUUCCAUUGAACAUAAGACUGGAAGCUAUAGAGAAUAUAUUUUCAAUGCUGUUCCUACGCCAUGAGGAUUUUUCCAACACUGACAGUAAUUCUGAAGACAGCGAGGAGGAGGAGGCUGAUACUAAAAAGGUCUUACAAUCUGAUUAUAAGUUAAUGCAGUCUGGAUUUAUCUGCAACAAAUAUAUAAUCAGAGACCUUCUACACAGCUUAAAAGAUGCGAUCCUGAAUGCAGGAAUCGAAUGCACCAAAAUGAAAUUGGAACCAGGAUCUCAGGACUCAACUGAACACGUUCGUAAAAGUUUAGCCAACAUCACUCGGGCUAUCACCGAUGCAAUCUGGAGGUUGGAGCUCCUGACAAGCUCUCAGUUCAUUGAAAGGGUGGGUGACUAUGGGUCGCAAACGUCGAAGGACGAAGACGAAAGGUGUUAUUCUGAAACAUUGCUGACUAAGAAAUUGAAGACCUCGAAACUCGCUGCUUUUAAAUCGAUAUUUUACCACCAAGAUGACAGUUCGUCGAGCGAAGACCGCAACAAGUCCGAACUGGAGUUUAGCUCCGACGCUGGAUCUCUAGACACCGGCAACACCAACUGCGCCUCGGGGACCAGGAAAAAGCAUGGGAAGAAGAAUGCAGUUGAAAAGUCUCCGGUGUUGGAUAAGAAUUAUUCAUUUAUUUUGAACUUCAUGCUCUCUUCAAGGGAAAGCCUGAUUAUGCAAUGUCUGUGGAAAUGUAACUUUGAUAAAGCCCAACAAGUUAUCGAGAUGUUUCACUUGAACAAUUCUCAGCUCGAUGGCGAAGUACGAUUUUCAAAAGCCAUUUGCCAAUUUCGUCACAGGAUGAAGGAAAAACCUCAAAUAGUCAGCACACCCGAAGCUGUAAAUCGAACUUUUGAAACUUCCACACUUGAGAAUAUAAGGCAAGUGGCGCUGGAAGGUAUUCAAACAUCCCGAGCGACGGGUGAAGUCGAGACUUUUCUCGCCUCGAACGAAUCAGUUUUGCGUCUGAUAAAUCCGGAUGAGGUUAAAACUAACGAAUUACUGACAAUAGCUGUACUGGACCUUGCCUUGACGACGGGUCAGUCGCGGUCGUUUUCUUCGCAACUAUGCGAAGUAGCAACGAAAUAUAUGAAGUUGUGCAAAAUUAUUGAGAAAAGCUUGUACCCUGCGUACUUCACAAAGAUUUGUAAACUUCUUUACGAGAGUAAAUUAAACGCGUCCCUGCCGAGCAUUCUUUGUGACGCCAGCGUGCCGUUGACAAUUAAGAAGUUUAACGAGAAAGUUAAGCUUUGGAACGAGGUGGAAAAAGUCGUUACAAUAUUAAAUCUGUCUCGAUUGGAGAGGGGCAAGGCCCUAAAAGAACGCUCGCAUAAUAGACUUACCACGAGUCAGGAGGGGCUCGCAUUCGUCUCUGAGUUUUGCAACGGCGGAGCCUACUUGAGCAAGCUUUUUACUCACUUGAGUGUCCUUGAAACGAUAAUCCCAAGGACCGAAAACGAACGCUUCGACGAGACUCUGUACGCCAUGUUGGUACUCCCGAUCCAUUCUUACUUUGGGCACCAGUUUUUUGACUUGGGUGUUGAACUGGACCAACUGGACAUCGUUGCCAAAAAACUUCGCGUCAACUUGGUUCACAGCUUACUCGUAAGCUGCUGUCCCAAAUUUCCUUUUAAUGAAAAACUGGAUAGUGGAAAAUCGACAAACAAAAUUGGCUACAUUGUAUUGAACGAAGAUUUAGCGGAUUCGAUGCUCACGGAGUACGAUAUGGAAAAGCCACACGAAUGCGUAGCCGGAAUUUUAACACUGCUCUUGGAUACUAUUUCUAAUAUUUAUCCAAGUAAUUCGGUGCUGAGAUACGACAAUCUGCAAAGUUUGUCUAAGAAUUCAGAUAUUCUGAGUAUUUUGCGAAGAACCUCUUGCCUCGCGAAUUUAAAUCUGUGCGAAUUGACCAGUGGCGAUGAAACUCUUACGUUCUUCUUGAACCUGUGGAAUCUUUUAUUCCUGCACUCGAUGUUGACCACUUGGUCCGCCAAUGCCCCGUGCAACAAACUGCAGCACGUUGUUUCAAUGAUGAAUAUUGGGUAUCAGAUUGGUGAAUUGGGAUUGGUCACCUUGGCCACCCUCCGAUUCAAGCUGCUCGGAAAUCUGUCUUGGGAUUUGGAGUUUUUGAAACAAAUCGAAGAUGUCAACGAAGUUGCCUGGCAGGAUCUGGAUCUCAUCCAGGAUCCGAGGCUAAUUUUUGCUAUGGCUAACGAAUUUUCGAGAACACCCAUGGUGUUCGUAUACGAUUCACGAAACUUGGACCAAGCUCUGAAUGCAGCGAUUCAGAACUACAUCGCACAUCACCACUUGAUACAACCGGCCGGCAACGAUACCAAAAUCGAUUUAUGCUGGCUGCCGGAGAUGGUACGUCGGUAUCAGGAUUUCUUGUUGGAAAAUGCUAGUCUUGCUCAGCAGACUUUGGGCUGUAACUUUGACGAGAGUUUCACCCUGCGUAAGUUCUUGAAUACAAAUGUUGAAAACAGCAUUGAAUUGAAGUACAGGCCGCAGGUGCGCCAGUACGAAAUAAGACUGAAUUACACCGGCAUCGAUCAUUCCAUUACAAAUAGUUUACAAAACGUCCGUCGAUCUUCAAACAACAUUCACUCGUUGAACCAUUGGCAAGGCAGAACUGUGGAUGAAAAAUUAUUGCAAUACUUUGAGGCUCACUGCUGGCUUUUGCGUUACUUGGUGCAACAAAUUCACAGGACGGAUCCAGCGAUCUCUGAGAAGAUGGGCGACAACACAGGACGUUGCGGCUGUCUCGAGAAUCUUCUACGCUCAAGCUUCACGAAAAUCUUGAGUAAUGCGUUCGGCGAAAACCAGGCAAUGUUUGGCAUGCACGAAAAUUUAUCGCAAAAAGAACUUUGGGCACAUCUUGAAAGACUGAUAAAGAAGGACAAGUGGGAGCAGUGUUUAAACGUGAUAAACUGCCUACCCGACAACUUGAUGAUAAAUGAUGGCGAGAUUCUCUCGUUGAAAGAUAAAAUUUUGAGUAUUCUAGUUUCGUCGUCGGAGCUGGAUCAUAAAAAGGUAAUUGAAUACCUGCGACAAAUUAAAAAUAUUCAUGUUUUGGCAUGCACUGUUUCAUUAAAUCUAACGCAUUGGCGUUUGGAAACAUGCCAAUAUGCCUUGACUUAUGUUCUCAACCACUCGGAUAAAACUGAGCUCUCUGGCUAUUGUCAAGAACAUUUGGAUGCGACGAUGCGCAGUUUGGUGGCACUUCAUAAAAUGAUACCUCAGUUUGGAAACAGUCUUGACAUGAAGCACGUCACUUGGUAUGGGAAUGCUUAUUCGACAAACAAGGUAGACCCAAUGAAAAUAAUGAAAUCUUUGAUCGAAGCAAACAAGUUUGAACUCUGCUUAGAGUGGUUCGAGUAUCACAGUUUCUCAAGCGAAAUGCAGUCCCUGGUGAAUCAGGAUCUGCUGAUCGGGCUGCUGGAAAAUGAUCGGCAGGAUUUUGAACCUGCGACAAAGUUACUUCGAGCACUGCCCAUCAAUCGUGCAAUGAAACUGUGCAACGGAGUUCUGAGCAAACUGGAUUCGAUUACAGCGAUAAAAUUUGUCACGAAUUACUUACUGGACAGAUGUAAACCUAAGGAGGCGGUGAAAUAUCACAAGGUUUUAGUCAGCAUAGAGAUAUUAUCGCAACUCGAUUACAGAGAGAAAUCUGCAUUUAUUCACCUGUUGAAGGAGCCGUUGUUGAUGCUCGAACAGCUACUGAUGAACGGGAAAUUUGAAGUUCUCCACAAGAUCUUGAAAUUGGCAUCCGACAGCUUGCCGAAAGCCAGUAUUUUGCCGGAAGACACCGACAAGAUAGUCAGGUACUAUGCUAGAAAGUCGUUGGAGUUCAGGGUCGCCAUGCAGCGCGACGGAAUCGAGUCUAAGUCCAAAGAUUUUUCCUCGUCGAGUAACGAGAUCGAGGGCACCGAGUUCAUGAUGCCCGCAACGGUUCCGACGAAAGACGAAUGGGUGGCAAAUGACAAGGCGAGGGUCUGCAGCUGCUGCAAGGCGGUCGUAUUUUCCAUGUUCAACAGACGGCAUCACUGUCGUAGAUGCGGCCGAGUUAUUUGUGCUGUCUGCUCGCAGCAGAGAAUGCGCGUCCCGACGUACCCCGACUCGGUGCUCGUCAGGGUCUGCAACGACUGUAAACGUCAAACGUUGCUGCGGUUGCAGCACGCCCCUCCUUCGACUCCGAGCAGUGAACCGUUCGAUUACUGGCAACUGACGCUGGACGAGACCCUCAACCAAACUCUCAGAGAUGAAUUUUCCUUCGAAUACGCACCUAGCAUAUCUCUGUGCUUAGCCAUCCUGACUCUGCACUCGGAUCACAAGGCAUAUGCAAGCUUUCUGUUGGACCGAUGUGACGAGAUAAAACAGCUGCUGCGUCCUGUCAGCUCUGGAAGAACAAACCCCGAAGUCGAUCUUAUGCUGCUCGUGAAGAUGAUGCGCUCUCUUGUAAUUGCCGCCAAGGUCAAGUGUGCCAAGCUAUCGCUGAACGCUGGACUGGAUCACUGUGACCGCUGGCUAUCCCACAUUGAUCUUAUUUCAACUCUGGUACAGUCGGACUGCUCGGCUCUUAUUCCCUCCGACAGUAUCAACGAGCGAGCCUUUAGGAAGCUGAGAGAUCUGCUUAUCGAAAAGGAGCAUUGGAUUCUGGCCUUGGAUGUCAGCACGAAGGCAGGAUUGGAUAGACAGGGAGUUUGGGCCGUCUGGGGGAAGGCGUACUUGAAAGUCGGGUGUUACAAUCAGGCGAGGGAAAAGUUCGCUCACUGCUUGGACAAAGUUGAGAGCUUUGACGACUGGGUAUUUCUCCCCAACUCUCGUCAGACUGAUAAUAGUAAGAGCCGUUCAAGCGCGAGGACCGGCGACAAGCAGAGGAGCAGAGAAAAAACUCGUCCGAUGAAGAAUCCACCACUUUUGGUAGAGAUCUUACAGAUUAUCGAGACCUCGACUUUCAACCGGCAUUCAUGCAAGGCUGUUACCUCCACUUCGUUCACUGCCCUCGACGUAUCCAUAACUUUGAACAACAUUAAGGCGAUCAGUCAGGGACGAUGUUACGACCUUGAACCAGCCUCGAUCACCGACACCGCUUACUAUCACGAAAGUUUGCACUAUUUGCUUUCAUACGGAAGCCACUCCGCGAUCUUGGAAUUUUUCAUCAAGCAUGAAAAGUACGAGGAUUGUAUUCUCCACGUGAUGGGUAACCACGUUGAUCCAGAGGUUUUCUUCAGCAGCGUUUACUUGCCCUGUUUGAAAAACGGGCUGGUCGAUAACUUGCACGAAGCGAUGCGUACCAAAGACCCGAAUUUGCUCUCAUGGAAAACUUAUCUAGUUUUCACAUGCCACAGCUUGGAGACAAAGAAACUUCUGCACACCUUGUAUCAGCUCCAAAUAUUCAUCAAGGACUACGUCAGGGCCUCCAUAUCUUGCAUACGGUUUUAUGUCAACGAGGCCGCUGAUUACACUGACCUUUGUAGCCGUUCCCAAUUUCUGAUUCAAGCUCAAAAACACUUGGAGACGGAACUGCAGGCGAACAGCUUAGGGCCGAAGAGAAGGAAGAGCACAGGAUCUCAACACAGCGGUCAAAGUGCUCUUACUCUGGAACUCGAGCCGUCCGACAUUGAUAAGCACAUAAACACGAUAUCGAGUCAGAUGGAGAUUGCCAAGUUCUUGCGAGACAGCGAACAAGAGCAAAGAGACGUCAGAAAAUUCUUGGACCAUCUUUUGAGCAUGGAAAAUGAAAAUUUGAACGUUCAAGAGUUGCCCACUCUCUUCGGUACUCAGCUGCAAAAAACACAACUUGCUGUGUUGGCGAUUCUUUGUGGUCGCGAUGUUGAGGAAGGCUUUGGAAUCGCCUAUCGAAUAAUUCAAAAUUACAAUCUGCGGUCCGAGAAGGUUUAUUCGCUAGCUGGGCACAUCUUGGCAUCCGAACAAAAAGUUGGUUCGCUAGAGCAGCUAGUCAAAUGUUGUCGAAGCUCAGGAGCUCCGGAAACAAAUGCAUUAUCCGAUCGAGUCCUGGCGCACUGUGUUAAAGUUCUUUUGAAAUACUCCCAAAUGGAGUCUAGUUCAAAUUCAAAGGACAAGGUUGAUACCCUUAUAAAGCUGAUUACAGACCUGGAACUCAAGAUAAGUAUGUACAUCGAAAGUCAACAAUUGAAGGCAGCCUAUCUCCUCGCUGUGAGACAUUCGAGAGCUCAGGAUGUGAAGAGGAUUCUGAAGGAGGCAGACAGACUCGAGCAGACAGCGAUAAAAGCAAUUUGCGCCAAGUGGCUUCACAAAAUGCAAAAUUCCUGAGAAAUAUUUCAGCAAAGUUCAGUCCAGAAUAAUAGGUAACCCAAAUAAUUUCCUCAAUUAUUUUAUUGAUAUUGAAUAAACUCUAAAUGAAGAUGAAGUAACAUUCCCGAUAGUUUUGUUUGCCUUUUUUUUUCAAUUUAGUCAUAGUCUGAAAGAAGAUACUCAAUUGUUCCAAAGAUAAGUCGACCUUGGACAUAAGUCCAAGAUUUAAGUAAGAUCCUUAGUCUUCAGUUUGCAUUUCAGAACUUUUUUUUAGUUAUUAAACAUAAGUCGCUCUUUUAUGACAAAAUUGAUAUCAUAUGAUUAUAUUUACAUAUUAAUUUAUAAAUUGCAAUUUUUUUUAAAUAAGUAUAUUUAUCAAUGGAACUUGAGUGGAUUAAAAUAUCGCAAGCAUGAAUUUCAUUGGUUUAAUUGGAUGAUUGAACUAUUCAUAAAAAACAAUUUCAGUCUGUGAGGUAAAUUUUCUAAGAAUCCCGAACAUAAGUCGAGCCGGCGUAUGAGUCGAGGACGACUUUUGGGGGUCAUAUUAGCAAUAAAACGAACCUCGACUUACAUUCGGAAUAAUACCGUAUGUGUUAUCAAAAUGUUAUUCGGGAUGUCCACAAUAUUGGAUUGUUUUUUUUAUUACCUAUACACAAAUUUUCUUUCCUGGUUGACGUGUUUAGUUUACUAAUCGCUGAAUAGUAUUAACAAUUUUGAGACACAAUUUAUGGAUGUGUGUAUAUGUAUAUAAAACGGGUAUGUAUAUAUACACACAGACAUGAAUAUGUAUAUUUAUAUAUAUAUAUAUAUAUAUAUUUUUUUUUAUUAAAUGAUAAUUAACCGUAUAUGUGCAUAUAAGAGAGUCUUAGAUGAUGAGUGACUCAAUAUUGAUGCAGGGCUGUGAUAUAUUAUACACUUCUCGUUAUUUAGCCCAGUCUGACUGGAAGCCGCAGAUUUUUCUCACCCCUUAUGUACCCUGUUAUAUACGUAUUAUAAAUAUUUAUAAAUGAAUAUCCAACGAUAAUAAGUAUGAUAAAAUUUUUUUUAAGCACUGAUAUGCCGUCAGUAGUCUAUUUCAAUCACAAAUUAUCACAACUCCUAACUGGGGAAUUGUAAAUAAGAAAUGAAAAAUCAGUAGAAGUAUGGGUUGAAAGAAUAUUGUAACAAUUGAACAAUCUUAGAAUUUACUGGCUGUAUUACUUUAAUAAAAACUCAAGGCUUUGAAUGGCGCACAUCGGUAUGUCAACCGAAAACUUUUAUCUUUUAGUCAGCGUCUGUGACAAAUAGUACACGGGAGAAAAAAUCGUUUUGGCAAAAGAAAAGUGUUUACAGUUAUAAAUACAUUUUAUUCGCCCGAUACAUGGUAUAUCAAUUUUUCGAUAAUGGAUAUACAUGAAAUACGUUAUCGAUUGUUAGAGUUACGUUACAAAAACAAAAUUAGUUCUUUAUCCUAAAGUAUUAGAGUAUUAGAAUAUUGAAUGGAAUGUUGUUAAUCGAAGCGGUAGAGACAAAAUAACGGAUGUAAAUAGAAGAUAUGGAUCUAGUCAUCUAAAAUUGUAUUUGAAAUAGUCUUGAUUUCGACAAUGUGAUAAACAUAAUUGACGAAUCAAUGUCAUUGCUUAGUCCGAUACACGGACUAUGAUUGAACGGUGUGCUACGAGUUAUACACAAAUUCAAAUUGCGGUGAUACUCGUCAGCUAUAAGCUACGUCUUGUGAAAUUAAUCUUACGAUUACAUAAAGGAAAUUGUCAGUUA